AUGCCAAAAAAGAAGAGCAAAGUUUUAUUCAAACCGACCAACAGCAAAAGAAGAGAAAAGACCGACUCUACAACAAAUCAAAAUGAAUUCACAAAGCAGGCCAUAGAAGAAAGUAUCCUAAGCCCUGUUACAAAAGACAAAUCUUCUCAACAAGAUCAAGGGGCAGAGACUAACAACAAUGAAAUCACCUCAAAAGGGAAUGAGCAUAAUCCAGGGGAGGAGCAACAAACUCAGAACAGUCGUCAAACUAUUCAAAAAAACAGAGUAGAUGGAAUAGAUAGUGUAGGACAGUGUUGUGACUCCAGUUCAUCUACUAUCCCUACUGAAAUAAGGAAUCAACCUGGUCUUCAAUUGGUCGUAGACUUAUAUGAGAACAAGGAAAAUCGCAACAACACUAAUCAAGAGGAUGAUAUCUCUGAUAGUUUUCAAGAGGCUGAGCAAUCGAAUAAUCAGAAGGAUAUGAGAAAGGAGGAUCAACACUCACAUAAUCAUAAUGAAGAUCAACAACAAACUACUAAAAGAGGAAGAAGUGAAACCAGGAAAAGUGGCAAAAGAAACAGACACAAGACUCAACCUUCUUUGAGAAGAAAUCAAAAGGAGGACAUCACCCCUAAUUGUCUCAACGAUUAG
Messenger RNA from Nicotiana attenuata, 630 nucleotides. Its product is annotated as myb-like protein F. The record is from RefSeq and is a predicted model, not a curated record. The transcript has a single exon. NCBI's taxonomy places the organism in Eukaryota, Viridiplantae, Streptophyta, Magnoliopsida, Solanales, Solanaceae. Bases 1 to 630 code for a protein of 209 amino acids.